AAGCUUUAUUAAUCCUCAAAUCCAUCACACCCCAGAUCCUAAAAUCCUCAAAAAAAACGAAAAAAACACAAAAUCAUCGAACUCAAAAAAAUCAAGAAUCAUGGGUCAAGGAACACCAGGUGGGAUGAACAACCGACAAUCCGACAACAAUAAAUCAAACGAAAACAACAAAAAAGAUAAAAAGUUCGAACCAGCAGCGCCACCAGCACGUGUGGGCAGAAAACAGAGGAAACAGAAAGGCCCAGAAGCAGCAGCAAGAUUACCAACAGUUACCCCACAUUCUAAAUGCAAAUUAAGGUUGUUAAAACUGGAAAGAAUUAAGGAUUAUUUAUUAAUGGAAGAAGAAUUUGUUGCAAAUCAAGAAAGAUUGAAACCUCAAGAAGAGAAAACUGAAGAGGAUAGAAGUAAAGUUGAUGACUUGAGAGGAAGUCCAAUGAGUGUUGGGAAUUUGGAGGAGUUGAUUGAUGAGAAUCAUGCGAUUGUUUCGAGUUCGGUCGGACCCGAAUAUUAUGUUGGGAUCUUAUCUUUUGUUGAUAAAGAUCAGUUGGAACCUGGGUGUGCUAUUUUGAUGCAUAAUAAGGUUCUUUCUGUUGUUGGGCUUCUUCAAGACGAUGUGGACCCAAUGGUAUCUGUGAUGAAGGUUGAGAAGGCUCCUUUGGAGUCUUAUGCGGAUAUUGGUGGGCUAGAUGCUCAGAUACAAGAAAUCAAGGAGGCAGUGGAGCUCCCUCUGACUCACCCUGAGUUAUACGAGGAUAUUGGUAUCAAACCUCCAAAGGGAGUUAUACUUUAUGGAGAGCCAGGAACUGGCAAGACCUUGCUCGCAAAGGCAGUGGCAAACUCCACAUCAGCAACGUUCUUACGUGUUGUUGGAAGUGAGUUGAUUCAAAAGUAUCUGGGGGAUGGUCCUAAGUUGGUCAGGGAACUUUUCAGAGUUGCUGAUGACCUAUCACCAUCUAUCGUCUUUAUUGAUGAAAUUGAUGCUGUUGGUACAAAGAGAUAUGAUGCACAUUCAGGUGGUGAACGUGAAAUUCAGAGGACUAUGCUUGAGCUCUUGAAUCAGCUGGAUGGUUUUGAUUCGAGAGGUGAUGUUAAAGUGAUACUUGCAACUAAUAAGAUUGAAAGUCUUGAUCCAGCAUUGCUUCGACCUGGCCGUAUUGAUAGGAAGAUAGAGUUCCCACUUCCUGACAUCAAAACAAGGAGGCGCAUAUUCCAGAUACACACAUCUAGAAUGACCUUAGCUGAUGACGUGAACUUGGAAGAAUUCGUUAUGACAAAAGACGAGUUUUCUGGGGCUGAUAUCAAGGCUAUCUGCACUGAAGCUGGAUUGCUUGCUCUGCGAGAACGCCGGAUGAAGGUGACCCAUCCAGAUUUUAAGAAGGCGAAGGACAAGGUCAUGUUCAAGAAGAAGGAAGGUGUACCGGAAGGGCUCUAUAUGUGAAAACCCUCUUCCUAUUUGGACACAUACUCCAUCUGUCCCUUUGUUUUUUUCACUAGCUUCAUCCAGACUUCCUUUAGCGUCGGUUUGGAUGCUAUGUUUUGUAUGUUAAUGUUCAACUAUGUUACUAUUUAUUUUUUCCGUUGACAGUGGAUUUCACUUCUGUACUCUUUUUAUAAGGUUAACUUUUGCCAAGUUCAUGUUAUUAUUGUAA
This is a messenger RNA of Erigeron canadensis, 1649 nucleotides long. Its product is annotated as 26S proteasome regulatory subunit 4 homolog A. Gene Ontology annotation, cellular component: proteasome regulatory particle, base subcomplex. Lineage: Eukaryota; Viridiplantae; Streptophyta; Magnoliopsida; Asterales; Asteraceae. The record is from RefSeq and is a predicted model, not a curated record. Gene Ontology annotation, molecular function: ATP binding; proteasome-activating activity; ATP hydrolysis activity. Gene Ontology annotation, biological process: proteasome-mediated ubiquitin-dependent protein catabolic process. The transcript is spliced from 6 exons. The coding region runs from base 101 to 1438 and encodes 445 amino acids.